This is a messenger RNA of Colletes gigas, 2014 nucleotides long. RefSeq names its product myeloid leukemia factor (gene Mlf). Gene Ontology annotation, cellular component: nucleus; cytoplasm. Gene Ontology annotation, biological process: regulation of DNA-templated transcription. The transcript is spliced from 6 exons. Bases 273 to 1262 code for a protein of 329 amino acids. The record is from RefSeq and is a predicted model, not a curated record. Lineage: Eukaryota; Metazoa; Arthropoda; Insecta; Hymenoptera; Colletidae.
CUGCGCCUUAUGAAGAUUGGCUGGAUUGGCUGGAUUGGCUGUUCACUCUAUACUGAUCGUUUUGAGAUUGAUAAACGAUAGAGUGCCAAGUAGUACUGAACGUUCAUUUGUAAUUCUGCGUGAUCCAGAAAUUUCUACACAUUUUGCGAACGGAACCUAUCACAUAAAUUUGUACUGUUUCUCUCUGUUAAAGCAGUUUGUGUCACUCGGUCUACCUUUAUCGAUCGUAAGUUUUCUCCUUGCAAGCAGUGCCCGAUUUUCUAUUAUCCAAAAUGUCCUUGUUCGGAUCUCCGAUGGGUGAUGACGACGAUCUCAUUUUUGAGUCUUCAAUGCCAUCUAUGAGACAUAUGAGGUAUAUGAUGAACUCUUUAUUCAAUGAUCCGUUUGGAAUGAGUCAAAAUGCUAUUACUAAUGAUACUCACAGGAGUAGGAAUCCUCAGAAUGAUCUUCAAAUGAUGCAGUUUGGUUUUCCACCGAUGAUGUUUAAUAUGGAUAGAUUAUUUCCAAAUUUUGACAACAUGGCGCCAAAUGGAAAUUGUCAUUCCUUUACUUCUAGAUCUGUAAUGACCAUGGCUAGUGGUCCUGAUGGACAGCCACAAGUAUAUCAAGAAACCAUGUCUACAACAACUGCGCCUGGAGGCGUAAAGGAAACAAAGAAAACAGUUUGCGAUUCUCACACAGGUGUAAAAAAGAUGGCUAUAGGUCACCACAUUGGUGAGAGAGCACAUAUUUUGGAACGAGAGCAUAAUGUUCGUAGUGGCGAGCAAGAGGAGCGUCAAGAAUUUAUUAAUCUUGAAGAAGAAGAAGCAGAGAGUUUCAAUAAUGAAUGGGAAACACGCACUCGUCAUGCAGUUGGUGCAAUUGGCAAUUCUCGUUAUGGUGCCCAUGGUCAUAGAAGUCGUCCUGACCAUAGACAACUGGCUUUACCUGAUCCAUCGGGAAGUCGAUACUCUAAUUCUUCAAGAUGGACACCCUCUCCUAGGCGUAAUUUAAGAUUGCCACCUACAUCUAAAACGCAUACCUCUGCUCCUGCUUUAAGUUCUGAUACAUCUGGACAUGUCAAAACAAUUGCUGCUAAACCAACAGCAACAGCAACAGCAACAGCAACAACAACAGCAACAGCAACAGCAACAGCAACAGCAACAGCAACAGCAACAGUAACAGCAUCUUCUGCAAAUGCAAUAGGGAACCGAAAACGUGAACAUACACCAGAGGCUAAAGUUUGCAAAAAACGUCACGCUGUGUCAGAUAGUAAUAUUUAGAUCUUCUAUUAGAAUCUAUUAAACUAUAUUCUGGCAAUGCUGCGAGACUUCAGUAAAUUUAAACUCCGUUUAAAACAAUUUUCGGAAAUAUAACAAAAUUACUCGUUUUACUUGAUUCGCAAAAUUUAUAUUCAAUAAUCAACUUUUUAUAUAUAUCUCGUAGAUUUAAAUAAAUUAAAAUGCACCCUCUCCCCAAAGGGCAAAAAUUAAAUUUUAUUUGAAGUACAAUGUGUCCGUAUUUACUGAAGUUUCCAUUGAAGUUACUUUCCAUUUUACGUAUAGUCUUACUGUUUCUAGAAUCUUUAUGGAUGACAAAAUAUAAUUAGAUAUAGAAAUUCUGCGGGAUAAUGUAUAACAAGGUGUAUGAAGAGUGUGAGAGUAAGAAUGCAUAAAAAGUAUAAUUCUCAGUUGUUUUUAGUGCGUUUCUAGAUGCAUUAUCAAAGGACUGUUACAGGAUUAUUUCUCGUAAAGCUUAAUUUAUAGGUAAAAUAGAUCUGAAAUGUUUUGUGCUUGGGUAAAACAAUUAUUGAAGUAUUAUCGUUUACGUUCUGAAGUAUUUUAUCUGUUUAGAAAACAUAUCUCGAAGAUUAAUUUUAAGCAAAAUUUAAUUUUUAGGUAUAUUAUUUUUGGUACAAAUUGUAUUUGAGCUCUAAGUGUUCGUAAAGAGUAUAUUCAACAAUGCCAAAUAUAAUAGGAAGGAACAUAUUUUGGAGUAGCGUAUUUAUCAAUAAAUGAAUAACAUCAUGUAAUAA